AUGUCGACCGCUACCACUACCACUGUUGCCGAGCCCAUCACGGCCGAGACGAUCCUUCGUCUCUUUCCCGACAUCGACACGAGGAGCGAUGCGCUCGAGGGUCACGAUGAAGAACAGAUCCGCUUGAUGGACGAGGUCUGCAUUGUCACCGACGAGAACGACCUCCCCAUUGGCACUGCCAGCAAGAAGCUCUGCCAUCUUAUGACCAACAUCGAUAAGGGUCUUCUUCACAGAGCCUUCUCCGUUUUCCUCUUCAACGACAAGAACGAGCUUCUCCUCCAGCAGCGCGCCACCGAAAAGAUCACCUUCCCCGACAUGUGGACCAACACCUGCUGCUCGCAUCCUCUGAACCUUGCCAACGAGACCGGAUCGACCCUUCCCGAUGCUGUCACUGGUGUCAAAAAUGCUGCCCGGAGGAAACUGGACCACGAGUUGGGCAUCAAGCAGGAGCAGGUUCCCUUUGAGGAUUUCCGUUUCCUUACCCGCAUCCACUACAAAGCUCCCAGCAACGGAAAGUGGGGCGAACACGAGAUUGAUUACAUUCUCUUCAUCAAGGCCAACCCCGAGGUCAAUGCCAACCUGAACGAGGUCCAGGCCACACAGUGGGUUUCUGCCGAGAAGCUCAAGGAGAUGUUCAAGGACCCAUCUCUCAAGUUCACUCCCUGGUUCAAGCUCAUCUGCGAGUCCAUGCUCUUCGAAUGGUGGGCUUCUCUCGACAACGGUCUCGAGAAGUACACCGACGAGCAGGAGAUCCGCCGCAUGCUUCACUAA
Sordaria macrospora k-hell is the source of this 771-nucleotide messenger RNA. RefSeq lists its product as uncharacterized. The record is from RefSeq and is a predicted model, not a curated record. Gene Ontology annotation, molecular function: isopentenyl-diphosphate delta-isomerase activity. Gene Ontology annotation, cellular component: cytoplasm. Lineage: Eukaryota; Fungi; Ascomycota; Sordariomycetes; Sordariales; Sordariaceae. Gene Ontology annotation, biological process: isoprenoid biosynthetic process; isopentenyl diphosphate biosynthetic process.